This is a messenger RNA of Cicer arietinum (chickpea), 1169 nucleotides long. RefSeq lists its product as uncharacterized. NCBI's taxonomy places the organism in Eukaryota, Viridiplantae, Streptophyta, Magnoliopsida, Fabales, Fabaceae. Gene Ontology annotation, molecular function: mRNA 3'-UTR AU-rich region binding. Gene Ontology annotation, biological process: nuclear-transcribed mRNA catabolic process, deadenylation-dependent decay; U4 snRNA 3'-end processing; U5 snRNA 3'-end processing. The record is from RefSeq and is a predicted model, not a curated record. Gene Ontology annotation, cellular component: nuclear exosome (RNase complex); cytoplasmic exosome (RNase complex).
UUUAACAUCUACAAAAUCUUUCAAAUUGCUGCGGAUACCACAGAUUUGGCGGUCUCUACUUCCUUGCUCUUCGGUGUCAUUGCAUUUGUGAAAUUUGGGUUCCUCUUUGUAAGUUGUAAGAAUGGUGGGUUUAUCUCUAGGAGAACAACAUUUCAUCCAAGGUGGCAUUGCUCAGGAUCUUCGCUGUGAUGGUAGAAAGAGAUUGACUUAUCGACCAAUUUAUGUUGAAACUGGAAUCAUUCCUCAGGCAAAUGGUUCGGCCAGAGUUAGAAUAGGUGCUACAGAUGUCAUUGCCAGUGUGAAGGCUGAACUUGGAAAACCAAGCUUCAUGCAACCUGACAAAGGGAAAGUCUUGAUACAUAUUGAUUGUAGUUCGACUGCAGAGCCUGCUUUUGAGGGUAGAGGGGGUGAGGAGUUGUCAUCAGAACUGUCAACUGCUCUUCAACGCUGUCUCUUGGGUGCUAAAAGUGGAGCAGGUGCUGGAAUUGAUCGCUCUUCGCUUGUUGUUGUCGAAGGGAAAAUUUGUUGGGAUCUUUAUAUUGAUGGGCUUGUUGUCAGUUCAGAUGGAAAUUUGUUAGACGCCCUAAGUGCUGCCAUCAAGGCUGCUUUGAGCAAUACUGGUAUUCCAAGCGUCAAAGUAACUGCUGGUGCAUCAAGUGAUGAGCAACCAGAAGUUGACAUAAGUGAUGAGGAGUUUCUGCAGUUCGACACAUCUGGAGUCCCUGUUAUAGUUACACUGACUAAGAUUGGGAGACAUUAUAUUGUGGAUGCCACACCUGAAGAGGAAUCACAAAUGAACUCUGCAGUUUCUAUCUCUAUUAAUAGGAAAGGGCACAUCUGUGGUAUAACCAAACGAGGAGGUGCUGGGCUGGAUCCGAGCGUCGUUCUUGAUAUGGUAUCCGUGGCUAAGUAUGUAAGCGAGCAGUUAAUGAAUAAAUUGGAUUCAGAAAUAGCUUCUGCUGAAGCUGAAGAUGGGUCAUGACAUAGAACUUAGUGAUGUAAUUAUGCAGUUGUUGACUUGGACAAAAUUCUGUAAUUUGGUAGCUGUGCUAGUUAGGAGUGGUGCAUUUCAUAUUUUGUCUUUUUAAGUUUAGCUUUUGAGAUGGUUGUUUGAUGUCAUACAAGAUUUUAAAUUGCAGUCGCGAGUGAUGAUUUUUGGUUGCCACCAA